Molecule: messenger RNA, 1404 nt
Organism: Penicillium daleae
Lineage: Eukaryota; Fungi; Ascomycota; Eurotiomycetes; Eurotiales; Aspergillaceae
Product: prolyl hydroxylase family protein
Exons: 3
Coding region: 1-1404 (467 amino acids)
Biological process (GO): peptidyl-proline hydroxylation to 4-hydroxy-L-proline
Cellular component (GO): endoplasmic reticulum
Molecular function (GO): iron ion binding; L-ascorbic acid binding; procollagen-proline 4-dioxygenase activity
Source: RefSeq, a predicted model, not a curated record
AUGGCCAAGUCCAAAGCAGCUAAGCGCAAGCGCAAUGCGCAGGUUGACCUUCCACAGAAACAAGCAAAGCCCUCAUCCACAUUAACACCACCUCCCGAUGGUACCAAUCUCGAGCCUAAGCACCUUAACACCGUUGUUUCCGAGGAAGAACUUGACAUCACGGUUGAAACGCUCACGGCUCUCGCACAAUAUCCUAGCUUGACGAAAUCGAAGGCUUGCAAGGAUCUUCGGGUGGCGGUUUAUGAUUUCCGCCAGGCUUGUACCACAGGCGUUAACAAUGCUGAGGGUGCUAAUCUUACGGCGCGAAUUACCGGUGCAUUGACCGAUGGAAAAUACUUGGAAGCUAAGAUUCUACUUGCCGAGAUGAGGAUUAGGGGUGAACAACCCAAGAUCGGAGCCUUGUGUCGCUGGUCCGAUCGGGUCGUCGAGCGCAGCUCAAAGGACCUCGAGCUUCUCGGUGUUCUCGAUGCCAUAUUGCGUGUUAGCACUCCAAUCGAUACCAACCCGAAAGCCGCCCUCUCCACCUCUCCUAUCGCUUUCCAGUCUAUCUGGGACCUUCGCCCCUCCACAGAACCUCUACCGAUCUACGCCUCUGUACUCAACAAGACGAUCUUGGCUGAGGCGCCGACGUCUCCUUCAGCCCUCCGCGUCAUAGAGACUACCCCCGGCUCUCUCCGCAAACCUCCAAACCAUCAUCCUGCCAUUCUAUACACUACCGCACCCAAUGCCGUCCCUUUGGCUCCUGUCGGCCCAACUAUCACAUACCAUCCACACCCUGCAGUGCCGGGUCUCGGCAUCGCCAUGAAUGUGCUCUCCUCCUCCGAGUGCAAGGCAAUUAUAGCCGCCGGUGAAUCCGUGAACUUCAUCCCUGACGCACCCCUCCGCGAAGAUGGCGAUAUGAGCAUUCUGGCUCACAACUUCUACUGGGUCAUCGACACUGCUUUCCACGACCUUCUUUGGGCACGGAUCUCCUCAUAUGUGCCCGCUUCGAUCAAUGGCCGUCUAGUCCGAGGUAUCAAUCGGCGCUUCCGUGUGUAUAGAUACGUCCCUGGUGCCGAGUAUCGUUGCCACAUUGACGGAGCGUGGCCACCAUCAGGCAUUCUCCCCGACGACACAUACGUAUACGACGCUUCACCGGAAGACAAGAAGCAGAGCUCGAUGUAUACCUUCUUGCUGUAUCUCAAUGACGAGUUCGAGGGCGGCGAGACAACAUUCUUUUUGCCUGCGCCGCGGGAGGGAACACUCAAUGCUUACCCCGUGCGGCCUGUGAUGGGAUCCGUCGCGAUCUUUCCACACGGCGAGGCGAACGGGGCCUUGCUGCAUGAAGGAACGGGUGUUCGGAAGGGUGCGAAAUACAUUAUCCGAACCGACGUAGAGUACGAUGUCAAGCCCUCUGAGGAGUAA